GAUAUUUGUUUUAAUGAAGUUAAUUUUCAUACUGUAAAUACUAUGUGUAUUCCAAACAGGGAUCUCAACUCAAACCAAAACAGCACAGAUAAUAACGAUGUUCACAGUAAUGAUUUUUCUUACCAUUCGUUUCAGGAAGUUCAAAUUGAGCCUCAGCUAACAGAUUAUUCUAGUGAUUCGGUUCUCCACCUUCACCUAUCCACUAACGAAAGUUCGUUAUCCCCUCCGGUCAGCCAUCUUGAUAAAGAGCCUCUGGGUUCAUUUCCUGACAGUGUAUCAUUUCGGACUGAAAAUGAACACAUCGAAGCCCCUGUUCCGCCAGCAUUUGAGACACCGACAUUACAGCGCUUUUCCCCAACAGCAAUCUUCGAGACAAACAAUCUAAGCUCCACAGAGAAAGACAGGUUAUCUCCCCCAAGUCUAAAUUCAUCAUUUUAUUUAUCUCCACCUUCUCUAACUCCUAUUACAGAUAUGAUAAAGGAUUCAAAGUCAGAGGAACAGCCACCAGUAUUAUCACCUGUUCGCUUGAGGUCUAACGUGCGACCCCCUAAGAAGUUCACACCCAGUGAUUAUGUCAGGGCACGUAAGCAAAUUUUUCCCGAAACAGAAAAUGUAAACCGAAAGCAAUUCACCGAUUUACCUUACUUCAUUCAGCGCAAUAUUUUGUCUCUUGUAAUAUACAAAAAUUUCAACAUGUUUUUGACUUUAAUAAGGGUUUCAACACACUUCAAGCAUUUGCUAGGCACCCUUCAUAAUUUGUGUCCUAAAAUUUACUUAAAUGAAAAUGUCAUGUUUUUAUUGGAAGGUAAAUCUGUGUUCCCAGAGGGCGUAAGGCACAACUGGUCUCUUCGUCAGUUGGGUCGAGUGUCAGGUUCGGGUAGUGGCGUCAUGAUGGAAUUACGGAAUGUAUUGCGACCGAUUUCUUCCCGAUGGAUUAAUGGUUACAUCGAGAUACUGGCAACAGCAAUCGCCGGAUGGUACUAUAUUGUCGAUUAUAAAUUUAAAAAAUAACGGAUAAAACGU
This is a messenger RNA of Saccostrea echinata, 1023 nucleotides long. RefSeq lists its product as uncharacterized. The transcript has a single exon. The record is from RefSeq and is a predicted model, not a curated record. Bases 43 to 1011 code for a protein of 322 amino acids. NCBI's taxonomy places the organism in Eukaryota, Metazoa, Mollusca, Bivalvia, Ostreida, Ostreidae.